UACUAUCGAUACUGCUAUCGCGUAUCAAACAAUUCCAAAUUAAAAUAAAUAAAUAAAUAAUUAUGGACUCUACGACUACAGAUCACCACAAGCAGAUGAAAUACUGCACUACCCGACUGCCAUAUCGUCAAGGACGGGAGUUGAAAGCCGUAAAAGUCUAUACGGUUGCAAGCGAAUCGCGGCACUUGCUGGUCUUUGGAGUGCCCAGAAUAAACCUCCAGGGAAACCUAAAGGCCAAGCUACAGUGUUUUGGAAAACUGCAGUCUUGUGCGUGUAUUACUUCGGAGAUGGCUACAAAGAUGGAACUGGAGGCUUUCACAGAUGUCUUUGCCGUACAGUUUGAGCGCCUCGAGGUAGCACGACGAGCCAAGCGGCAGCUGGAUGCCAAACAGUUUUACGGUGGAACCCUGCACAUCUCAUAUGCGCCUGAAAGAGAGACGCAGCAAGAGCUGCGGGAAAAACUGCUGAAACGAAGCCAGGAGGUGGCGAUUCGGACAAGACGUAAUCACACAGACCAUAAGGAUAAAGGAUAACAUUUAUUACUUUCAACACAUUGUAAUGAGCCCCUGGGGGGCUAAACGAUAUCCCAAACCAUGAACAGUAAUGCAUUUGUUUUUGUUUGUAAC
This is a messenger RNA of Drosophila subobscura, 626 nucleotides long. RefSeq names its product RNA-binding protein 48. Gene Ontology annotation, molecular function: nucleic acid binding. The coding region runs from base 63 to 533 and encodes 156 amino acids. The transcript has 3 exons. The record is from RefSeq and is a predicted model, not a curated record. Lineage: Eukaryota; Metazoa; Arthropoda; Insecta; Diptera; Drosophilidae. Gene Ontology annotation, cellular component: nucleoplasm.